GUGUCUCCAUCGUGUUUCCGCUUUCUGUCCUUCAUAGAGUCUGUAGCUUUGCGUCAGCUAGCAACUUUAAAACAUUUCAGUUAUGGCCAAACUGAGUAAAGAGACGAAGCAGCGGCUGCAACAGGUCUUCCAGUGCGGGCAGUUUGUUAUUCGGUGGGGUUUUAUCCCCACUGUUCUUUAUCUAGGGUUCAAGCGUGGAGCAGAUCCUGGAAUGCCAGAACCCACGUUUCUAAGUUUGCUUUGGGGAUGAAGGAGCGGUGAUGAAGCACUCCUGCAGAAGACCAAAUCGUCCCUACAUCUCUUAAACAGCCGAGGUGUUGAGUCGUCAUCUCGGAAGAGACACUAUGCCUGCACAUGUCCUUGAACUCAGUUUCAGCACUGUUUCCAUUUUCCUCCUUCAUCUCCCUGUUUGGGAAAGUUGUUUUUAAACACGUCUGGAUCAUUUUGUAUUUUUGCCAUUCGUAAUUUAUUCCCUCCAUUCAAUUUUGCUCAAACUUGCUCUUGUAUCAGUGUUUACACCAAUAUGAACGAAUAAAUGACAAAAACAGCA
Molecule: messenger RNA, 550 nt
Organism: Neoarius graeffei (lesser salmon catfish)
Lineage: Eukaryota; Metazoa; Chordata; Actinopteri; Siluriformes; Ariidae
Gene: tomm7
Product: translocase of outer mitochondrial membrane 7 homolog (yeast)
Exons: 3
Coding region: 83-250 (55 amino acids)
Biological process (GO): protein import into mitochondrial matrix
Cellular component (GO): mitochondrial outer membrane translocase complex
Source: RefSeq, a predicted model, not a curated record